Molecule: messenger RNA, 946 nt
Organism: Humulus lupulus (European hop)
Lineage: Eukaryota; Viridiplantae; Streptophyta; Magnoliopsida; Rosales; Cannabaceae
Product: cell wall / vacuolar inhibitor of fructosidase 1-like
Exons: 1
Coding region: 310-870 (186 amino acids)
Biological process (GO): negative regulation of catalytic activity
Molecular function (GO): enzyme inhibitor activity
Source: RefSeq, a predicted model, not a curated record
AUAAAAUAGCUAGGCUGGACUAAUUAUAUUAGUUUCCAUAUACUCUUAUUCUUAUCCUUAUGUAAUUCAAAUUGAAUAUCUAUACAAAGAAUGUGAUAAUUGGCCAGUGUAUUUACAGUUACCAUAUUUAAUGGUGUACCGAAACAAGUUUCAUGUGUCAUGUCCUAUGUUUGGGUUUUUCAACUAUAAAUAAGACCAAUAUCCACACUUGAAAAUCACCCAACAAACCAAAAAAAAAAAAAAAAAAAGAAAGAAAAAUCUUAUUUAUUCUUAUAUACCCUUUUCUUUAUUUCUCUUCUAAAGAUAAAGAUGAAUAGCAACAUAGUUAUGUGUUUUGUUGUUGUUUGCUCACUUUCAUUUUCACCACUACUAAGCCAUUGCAGGCCAGUUUUGUCAUCAAUAGCAGCAAAUAAGCUUAAUGACUUAAUCGAAAGCACAUGCAAACAAACACCAAACUACAAUGUUUGUGUCUCUUCUCUUCGAUCUGACCCUCGAAGCUCCAAGGCUACUGAUGUUGAAGGACUAGGCCUAGUGAUGGUCGAUGUGCUUAAGGGGAAGGCACAGGAGACACUGGACCAGAUCAACGACCUACUUAAGCAGAGUCCCAAGCCUGAACUGAAGCAGCCAUUGGGUUACUGUGCUCUCAGUUAUGGCGCCAUUUUGAAUGGUGAUAUCCCACAAGCCACUGAGGCUUUCACCAAAGGUAACUACAAGUUUGCGGAAGAGGGUUGUAAUGAUGCUGCAAAUGAGGCUGAUUUGUGUGAGAGCAAGUUCACACCACCAGGCUCUUCUCCUAUUACUCAGAUGAACACUGCUGUGCAUGAUGUGGCUGCCGUCACUGCUUCCAUGGCUAGGAUAUUACUUGCUUAGGACUUGAUUUUAUUCGACUCUCUAUUUUUCAUGCCUAUCUGUUAUAAUUACUUACAUUUAUAUCAUGGAAUAAUCA